This is a messenger RNA of Lates calcarifer (barramundi perch), 521 nucleotides long. Its product is annotated as ATP synthase subunit g, mitochondrial. The coding region runs from base 112 to 423 and encodes 103 amino acids. The transcript is spliced from 3 exons. Gene Ontology annotation, molecular function: proton transmembrane transporter activity. Gene Ontology annotation, biological process: proton motive force-driven ATP synthesis. The record is from RefSeq and is a predicted model, not a curated record. Lineage: Eukaryota; Metazoa; Chordata; Actinopteri; Centropomidae.
UAUAGCUUCCUUUCAUUUUUAAAAACCUUUUAUUUUGAAAUCGACGACCCGGAAUCAUUUUCACGCUUUUCUUCUUCUUCCCUUUUUUUCUGGUAUCCUGCUGUCUGAACAAUGGCUCAGGCAGUACAGAAACUCGUUGCAAAAGUGCCCACUUUAAUCGGGGCCGCAGUCACAUACUCCAAACCCCGACUAGCGACCUUCUGGCACUAUGCCCGGGUGGAGCUGGUCCCACCGUCUCCGGCUGAGAUCCCCAAAGCCAUAGAGGCCGCUUCAGGACUCAUCAAGAGCUACCAGUCAGGACGCGUGGGACAAACCACAGUCAGGGAUGCCUUAAGGAAUGGACUCGUUGCCACAGAGGUGCUGAUGUGGUUCUACAUUGGAGAGUGCAUUGGCAAAGGAGGCAUUAUUGGAUAUGACGUCUAAAUGUUGGACAGUUCUUUCUCCCUCUGCACUUAUUCAUCACAUUCUCAACAACCUGCACCAAAUUUUCAAAUAAACAGAUGUUUAUAUUCAGAAAUAUA